Messenger RNA from Aspergillus terreus NIH2624, 450 nucleotides. RefSeq lists its product as uncharacterized. Bases 1 to 450 code for a protein of 149 amino acids. The record is from RefSeq and is a predicted model, not a curated record. NCBI's taxonomy places the organism in Eukaryota, Fungi, Ascomycota, Eurotiomycetes, Eurotiales, Aspergillaceae. The transcript has 3 exons.
AUGACCGUACAACUCCCACCAGAUCCUCGAUUGAAAAGUCCAUCCCACUACAACCAAGAAGAUGUUAUCACUGUAGUGACAGAGUUCUAUCGGUUUCUUACCACCCUUGUCUUUUAUGAGCCCGCCGACAUUCUCUAUCCACCCCCGGAAGGAUGGCCACAGGUACGGGAAAAGUUGGCCCCAUGGCACAAGACCGACGAGGUGGUUGAACUGCUACGCCAUCUCCCGUAUCUUGAUUCUAGGCUUGGUAUUUGGAAGAUUAUACCAUGGUCCCGGCCGUGUGAUUACAUUAGUCGAGACCUUCGAUUCAAUAAUCCUGUUACGCAAUUUCCUCCUUGGGUAAUCAACCUCACAAAAUCCUCCAGGAUCGGCGUCAACCUGAUGUUAGAUACAUCCGACGAGAGUAUCUGGAGAAAUAUAUGGUCUGAUGACUAUUCAGGCCAUACGUGA